AUGGACGGUAACAUUGCAGUGGUGGAGCGGGGGAACAAACGGGUUCAGAUAUUCGAUGCCAGGACUGGUCAGUCACUUCGGUGUUUCCCGGUGGAUGGUGGGCGUCCAUGGGGCAUGGACAUGGACUGUAAUGGACAGUUUGCUGUGACUUUUCAUGACGACGUCUUCUCCACUGGCAACCGAGCAAUCAGUGUGUACUCACAGGAAGGAAAACUCACAAAGACCCUAAAACCUGACUGUUUACGAGAUCCAUGUGGAGUUGCAGUUCUGCAGGACGGCCGCAUGGUGGUGGUGGACCGCGCACAGCAGUCCUGUCUCCUCCUGCAGCCUGACGGGAGCCUCAUCCGGGACAUCGGCAGGGGCCUGUUACAGAACCCAUGGUUCAUAGCGGUAGACGAGUCACGUGGUCUGUUCCUUGUCACUGAUAUCUCUGCUGAUCAAGUGUUUGUGUUUGACCUUGAGGGGAGGCUGAAGUUCAGCUUUGGUAAGACAGAGGGAGAGCUCAUUGGACCAAUAGGGAUAACAGUAGACCCGGCAGGUAACAUCAUUGUAGUGAACGGUGAUAACUGCCGUCUGCAGGUGUUCGGGCCAGACGGGACGUACCUGAGAACUGUGGCCACAGUGAAGGGAGACAGCCCCCACGGAAUCGCGCUGACACCGGAUAACCACAUAGCUGUAGCGUGUUUUAGUGGACAUUGUGUCGAGUUGUACAGGUACAAGUAG
This is a messenger RNA of Branchiostoma floridae (Florida lancelet), 723 nucleotides long. Its product is annotated as tripartite motif-containing protein 3-like. The record is from RefSeq and is a predicted model, not a curated record. NCBI's taxonomy places the organism in Eukaryota, Metazoa, Chordata, Leptocardii, Amphioxiformes, Branchiostomatidae. Gene Ontology annotation, biological process: protein polyubiquitination; negative regulation of translation; proteasome-mediated ubiquitin-dependent protein catabolic process. The transcript has a single exon. Gene Ontology annotation, molecular function: protein binding; translation repressor activity; ubiquitin protein ligase activity. The coding region runs from base 1 to 723 and encodes 240 amino acids.